Anoplophora glabripennis (Asian longhorned beetle) is the source of this 1109-nucleotide messenger RNA. Its product is annotated as syntaxin-16. Gene Ontology annotation, cellular component: endomembrane system; membrane; SNARE complex. The record is from RefSeq and is a predicted model, not a curated record. NCBI's taxonomy places the organism in Eukaryota, Metazoa, Arthropoda, Insecta, Coleoptera, Cerambycidae. Gene Ontology annotation, molecular function: SNARE binding; SNAP receptor activity. Gene Ontology annotation, biological process: intracellular protein transport; vesicle fusion; vesicle-mediated transport. The transcript is spliced from 2 exons. Bases 92 to 1030 code for a protein of 312 amino acids.
UUUACUGUCAAAAAAAGUGUAUAAUGUGUGCAUUUAAUCCAUUUAGUCCUACUUUUUAAACUAAAAAUAAUUAAGUCAGUUUAACAUUGAAAUGGCUUCUAGAAGUUUAACCGAUGUGUUUUUAUUAAUGAGGAAUAAUGCUAUAAGAAGUCGGCAUAUUUAUCCUGAUCAGGAUAAUUCGGAACGAAUGCAUUUGGUGUCCUUAAACGACGUGGAGGAAGGCACAAUAGAGAGAAAUGAUAAUCGUAUGCCUCCGGUAUGGAUAGACUACCUAGAAAAAGCUCAAAUGAUCAUUCCGAAAUUAAAAUCAAAGAUAAACGAUUUAAAAAUGUUACAUUCCAGGCACUUACAUAGAUCUACUUUCGAUGAAAGUUCAGAUGAUGAAGUGGCUAUCGAAAACUGUUCACAUGAGAUAUCCCGAAUGUUCAAUGAAUGCCACAGGCUGGUUCAAAUUAUUAGAAGUCAUUCGUCUGAGGGAAUUGCGAAAGAAAAACGACUUACAGUCAAUGUAUACCACUCUUUAGCGACGGCUUUGCAAGAGUUAUCAACUUUGUUCCGGUCUACUCAAAAUAGUUAUUUGCGACAAAUACAAUCGAGAGAGGAUCGGUCAAAAAUAUAUUUUAAUAACCAGAAUAUUGAUCUAGAAAAUUUUUACACUGAGGAGUCCGAAGAUAUAGAUAAUUAUUUCAUAAACUCCAAACAGAUGUCACAACAACAGUUACUGAUGUUGGAGGAAGACAAUACCAGAUUGGCUCAAGAAAGGGAGCAGGAAGUAAAUGCCAUUGUCAAAUCUAUAAUGGACUUGAACGAUAUCUUUAAAGACUUGAGCCAGAUGGUUGUAGAUCAGGGCACAGUAUUAGAUAGGAUAGACUAUAACAUUGAGCAGACUUCCAUUCAGGUGUUUGAAGGUUUUAAGCAACUACAAAAGGCUGAUGCGUAUCAGAGGAAAAAUCGGAAAAUGUGUGCUAUUAUUGUGCUAGCGGCGAGUGUUAUAUUGUUAUUUUUUAUUUUGAUUAUAGUUAAGUCCUAGUCACCAUACCUCUGUAUAUAUAUUAAAAUAUUUAAGUGAGCCAAAUAUUUAUUGAAUUAAAAACAUCUUAUUUUAUAAA